CAAGCGCCCAGAACCGUGAGAUAAUAAACGCGUUCUCUGUUGGGCACGCGCGUGUUUAUUUGCAUGUUACGAUGUAACAAAUAAUGUAAACGCGUGUCCUCGUCGAUUUCCCCCCUCCGAGAUCGUUUAAAUUGCCUGCCGAGAGGUCGCCGGGUCAUCGCGCGAGCGAUACGCGACUUAUUACAGAUUAACUCCCGCAGAGAGCGAGAAAUCGUGCCGGUCGGUCCGUCGUUGCGUAAAGCGUGAUUGGCGCUCGUCGUAGUCGUCGUCGCGGCAGUCAUUGUUGCCGACGACCACCUGUAGCAUCUCCCACGUUUCGCUCGCAGCUCCGAGCGGCGCAUUGUCCGGGAAAGUCACCAGCGAGUCGACCGUUUUAGCCCGCGGGUCGAAGCAAGAUGACCCAGCACACGGUCCUGGUAAUCGGCGGCGGCGGCAGAGAGCACGCCAUUUGCUGGAAAUUGUCUCACUCGCCACGUGUGAAAGAGAUCCUGGUCGCCCCCGGGAAUCCCGGCAUCAAAGAGGUGGAUAAGGUGCAGUUAGUUGACUUGAACGUGAAGAAUACCAAGGAGGUCGCCAAAUGGAGCAAGGACAACAACGUCGACUUGGUGGUGGUUGGACCGGAGGACCCUCUGGCUCAGGGACUGGCGGACGAUCUGAAAGACGCGGGCGUGUUGUGCUUCGGGCCGCAGAAGAGAGCAGCUCAGAUCGAGGCCGAUAAAGAUUGGGCGAAGCAAUUUAUGGACAGACAUCAAAUCCCUACAGCCAAGUGGCGGAGCUUCACCUCCGCCGCGGAUGCCAAGAAGUUUGUUGAAAGCGCUCCCUUCAAGGCGCUCGUGGUGAAGGCCUCAGGUCUGGCGGCCGGUAAGGGCGUGGUGGUGGCAAAAGACCAGCGGGAAGCUUGCCAUGCGAUAGACGAAAUGUUGAACGAUAAGAAAUUCGGAGCUGCCGGCGAGACCGUAGUUGUCGAGGAACUCUUGGAGGGCGAGGAGGUGUCUGUACUCGCGUUUACAGACGGCGAGACCGUUGUGCCCAUGAUGCCUGCACAGGACCACAAGAGAAUUUUUGACGGUGAUUUGGGCCCAAAUACGGGAGGAAUGGGAGCGUAUUGUCCGUGUCACCUGUUAAGCGGGACGGAAUAUGAACAGGUGAAGGUGAACGUUCUCAAGAAGGCUGUUGAUGGACUUAGAAAGGAGAACAUCCCCUUUGUCGGGGUGCUUUAUGCCGGUUUGAUGCUGACCAAGGACGGUCCCAAAGUCUUGGAGUUCAACUGUAGAUUCGGCGAUCCCGAGACGGAAGUGGUGCUACCGCUGUUGGUGCCGGACCUGUUUACAAUUAUGAUGGCUUGUUGCGACGGAACUUUAAGCCCGUCGCUUGUUCACUGGCGCAAGAACGUGUCCGCCGUGGGCGUGAUUCUAGCAUCUCGCAAUUAUCCGGCGUCCUCGUCCAAGGGUCAAGUUAUAACAGGCAUUGACGUAGUGUCGCGUAAACGGGAUCACUUUGUUUUCCAUAGCGGCACGGCUGUUUCGUCGGAGGGCGAAUUGGUAACCAACGGCGGAAGAGUUCUCAUUUCCGUCAGUAUAGCGCCAACCUUGGCAUUGGCCACGGCUAGAGCUACCCAAGCCGCUCGGUACAUAUCGUUCGACGGAAAGCAAUUUAGAACGGACAUUGCGCAUAAAGGGAUUGCCAGAUCUAUUUUACAGGAAGGGCAAUUAACGUAUGAGAGUAGUGGCGUGAGUAUCGACGACGGCGAUCACUUUGUAACCGCUAUUGCGCCAGCUACUUGGUCCACAAAGCGCGCUGGCACUUUGGGCACCAUAGGCGGAUUCGGAGCCCUCUUUGACGUAAAGGCUGCUGGCUAUGUCGAUCCUAUCCUCGUGUCAGGCACCGAUGGUGUUGGCACCAAACUAAAGGUAGCAAUUGAAUGCAAGAAGCACGACACGGUGGGUAUUGACUUAGUAGCUAUGUGCGUGAACGAUGUUCUCGCGCACAAUGCGGAGCCGCUGUUUUUCCUGGAUUACUUCGCCUGCGGCAAACUCGACGUUCAGGUAGCCUCGACAGUUGUAACUGGGAUUACCGAAGGUUGCAAGCAAGCAGGAUGCGCCUUGAUUGGCGGAGAAACGGCUGAGAUGCCAGACAUGUAUUCCGAGGGAGAAUACGACUUGGCGGGCUUUGCAGUAGGCGCGCUCGAAAGAGGCGACUUGCUGCCGCGCGUGGACGAAAUGAAAGAGGGUGACGUGGUAAUCGGUCUUCCAUCCAGCGGUUUGCACAGCAACGGUUUUAGUUUGGUGCGAAAAAUUGUAAAACUUUCGGAAAAGAAAUAUUCGGACGUCGCGCUUUUCUCACAGAGCAAUCGAACGAUCGGCGAGGAACUGUUGGAGCCAACAAGGAUUUAUGUGAAAAGCGUUAUUCCUGCCUUGCGAACCAAUCUGGUGAAGGGAUUCGCGCACAUCACCGGCGGCGGUCUUACGGAAAAUAUUCCUAGAAUCUUACCGAAGCACUUGAGUGUGACGUUAGACGCGAAAAAAUGGAAUAUUUUACCAAUCUUUCCCUGGCUAGCAGCAAUUGGCGGAAUUAACAAAGACGAGAUGUUAAGGACAUUCAACUGCGGAAUCGGUGCGGUCUUGAUAUGCUCCGAGAAAGACAAGGUCCAGGUGUUAGCUAAGCUAAAAGCCGAAAAUCCUGUAAUUAUUGGAAGCGUCAAUAAAAAUGGUGGCCAGGCUAAGGUGCGUGUAGAGAACUUUGAAAACGUUCUCGAGCUGGAGAUGAAACGAUAUGUUUCCUGCUUAGUUGCAACGCUCCACCACGCUCCUAAAAGAGUAGGAGUUUUGAUAUCGGGUAGCGGCACAAAUCUCCAAUCGUUAAUUGAUGCUACUCAGGACCCGUAUCAGCACAUUGGAGCGGAAAUCGUCCUGGUGAUCUCCAACAAGCCCGGCGUCGAAGGAUUGAAACGCGCUGAGAGAGCUGGCAUUGAGACGCGGGUAAUUAAGUACACCGAUCAUCCAAGCCGCGAGACUUUCGACGCAGCCAUGAACCUGCGACUUCACGACUCCGGAGUGGAAAUAGUUUGCCUGGCUGGCUUUAUGCGAAUUCUUUCGGAACAGUUUGUAAAACAUUGGAAAGGAGCUUUGUUGAAUAUACAUCCCUCAUUGUUGCCGUCUUUCAAGGGUGCGAACGCACACAAGGAUGUUUUAGCAGCGCGUGUGCGUGUGUCGGGCUGCACCGUGCAUUUCGUCGAGGUCGAGGUAGACUCGGGAGCUAUCGUUGAGCAGGAAGCAGUGCCCGUAUUCCCAGACGAUACUGAGCAAACGUUGCAAGAACGCGUGAAGACUGCGGAGCAUCGUGCCUAUCCCCGUGCCUUGAAGCAUCUAGCGACCGGUCGUAUAAAAUUGAAAGAAGACGGCACUAUUCAGUGGAAUUAGAAAUUGCGUGUCUACACACCGAUUUUAUAAAACAUAAAAGUUAUAUUUUUUAUACCGAUAUAUCUUAAUAUAUAUACAAACUUUAUCGAAAUCUAG
Molecule: messenger RNA, 3515 nt
Organism: Vollenhovia emeryi
Lineage: Eukaryota; Metazoa; Arthropoda; Insecta; Hymenoptera; Formicidae
Gene: Gart
Product: trifunctional purine biosynthetic protein adenosine-3
Exons: 17
Coding region: 396-3419 (1007 amino acids)
Biological process (GO): adenine biosynthetic process; 'de novo' IMP biosynthetic process
Cellular component (GO): cytosol
Molecular function (GO): phosphoribosylglycinamide formyltransferase activity; phosphoribosylformylglycinamidine cyclo-ligase activity; phosphoribosylamine-glycine ligase activity
Source: RefSeq, a predicted model, not a curated record